AUGGCGAAAACGAAACCUAAUGACAAGAAAACACAGCGCCAUGCAAAGUCGGCUCUGAAUCGUGCUGCUGGCAGCCACUCAAAACAGUCUACUCGUACUCCAACAGAAAAACCCGAAGUCCUCCUUGGUCAAGCCACAGCUAGUCUCCAGCAGGGUGACAUUGAACAGUCGGUACUUUUAGCGAAACGAGCUUUGGGUCUCCUCGAUACUCAGUCUGCCCAGUCACUUCCAGCGUUCAACCUUCUAGGCGAAAUCCACAUCGAACUGGGUGAAAUCGAAGCGGCCAGGCAGUAUUUUCUGCAAGCGGUAGCCAUUGACACCGACGGCACUGUUGAUGAGGAGCUGGGAGGUGGCGCAGAGAAAUUUCUGUGGCUGGCACAAUUGAGUGAGGAGGGUGGAACUGACAGUUUGAGAUGGUACGAAAAAGGCGCUUCGGCUUUACGAACACAAAUACAAGCCUUGCAGGAGCGAAAAAAGUUAAAUGAAGUUGGCGAGCUAUUGCUAGAGGAAAAGAAGAAGAAGCUAGCGGUAGCAUUGUGCGGAGUUGUUGAAGUAUAUAUGACAGACUUGUCUUGGGAAGAAGACGCGGAACAGAAGUGCGAAUCGUUAGUGACGGAAGCUACUUUGGUGGCUCCUGAGUUUCCCGAGCCAUGGCAAACUUUGGCGAAUGUUAGGAUAUCGCAAUCAAGGCUUCAAGAUGCGCAGGCGGCAUUGAGGAGGAGUCUAGAUUUGUGGAAACAUCUGCCUCCCGAAAAUUCGCAAAUCCCCGAUUUUCCCACAAGAGUCAGUCUAGCAAGGCUGCUGAUGGAGUCGGAUAUGGAUGUUGAAGCUAUCGAGGUUUUGGAGCGACUGGUGGGUGAAGAUGACAGUAGUGUCGAGGUAUGGUAUCUUGGGGGUUGGGGCCUCUACAUAUUGGGAGAAAAGCAGAGGAAUGGUGAAUUGACGGCCGAGACUAGUGAUGGAGACAAUUGGAGAGUCUCCUGGGUAUCAAGUCGGCAGUGGCUGUCACACAGUCUCCGUUUGUUUGACCAGCAAGACUACGAGGACGAGAGGCUCGGUGAACAUGCCAGGGAGCUUCUUGCAACACUAGAAGCUGCACUCGGUGGUGCGGUAGGGGGUGGCGAAGAUGAGGAUGGGGAUGAAUGGGAGGACGAUGAAGACGAAAAUGCUGAUGAAGAAAUGGCCGGGUCUUAG
This is a messenger RNA of Glarea lozoyensis ATCC 20868, 1194 nucleotides long. RefSeq names its product TPR-like protein. The transcript has a single exon. The coding region runs from base 1 to 1194 and encodes 397 amino acids. Gene Ontology annotation, molecular function: protein binding. Lineage: Eukaryota; Fungi; Ascomycota; Leotiomycetes; Helotiales; Helotiaceae. The record is from RefSeq and is a predicted model, not a curated record.